AUGCUCGCAGCCCACACCGUGAUUCUCGCGCUAGUCGCAGCACUUGCCGGUCAAGCCAUCGCAGGACCUAUAUCUCUUGUGCGCCCCAUUUCCGAACGAUCGCCGGAACCCGUAGACACGAUCGUUGCUUACGCAAAGCGCCAGAUCCCCGCUGAAGUUCCUACCAAGUCCCCGGCGGGAACGAUCGUGCCAUACAGCAAGAGGCAAAUCCCAGCAGAGGUCCCCACCAAGUCGCCGGCUGGGACGAUCGUACCUUACAAUAAGAGGCAGAUUCCUGCAGAGGUACCAACCAAGUCACCCGCCGGGACGAUCGUGCCGUACUCGAAACGCCAGAUCCCCGCUGAGGUUCCUACCAAGUCGCCCGCCGGGACGAUCGUGCCGUACAGCAAACGCCAAAUCCCUGCUGAGGUUCCCACUAAGUCUCCGGCGGGUACGAUCGUACCAUACAGCAAGCGUCAAAUCCCUGCCGAAGUAGCGACCAAAGCUCCCAAUGGUCAGAUUGUGCCAUACAAUAAGAGGCAAAUCCCUGCUGAGGUCCCCACCAAAUCUCCUGCUGGUACAAUCGUGCCAUAUUCGAAACGCCAAAUCCCCGCUGAGGUCCCCACUAAGUCGCCUGCCGGUACAAUAGUCCCUUACAGCAAGAGGCAAAUUCCUGCCGAAGUAGCAACCAAAGCUCCCAAUGGCCAGAUUGUGCCGUACAACAAGAGACAAAUUCCCGCCGAAGUCCCUACUAAGUCUCCUGCUGGCACUAUUGAACCGUACUCCAAUUAA
Pleurotus ostreatus (oyster mushroom) is the source of this 771-nucleotide messenger RNA. RefSeq lists its product as uncharacterized. Lineage: Eukaryota; Fungi; Basidiomycota; Agaricomycetes; Agaricales; Pleurotaceae. The record is from RefSeq and is a predicted model, not a curated record. The transcript is spliced from 2 exons. The coding region runs from base 1 to 771 and encodes 256 amino acids.